AUGUUAUCUGAGUUGGUUACCGCUCGUAACGGUAUUGUUGUGAUCACAGCCGAUCAUGGUAACUGUGAGGAGAUGAAGGACAAGAAGGGCAAUAUCAAGACCAGUCACACCCUUAACGCGGUGCCGUUCCUCAUCGUUGAUCCCAACUGUAACGGCAGAUAUGUCAUCAACGCCACGCAGGAUCCCGACAUCGAAGAACCUUUCGCCGGCCUUACCAACGUCGCGGCAUCUCUUUGCAAUCUUCUUGGUUACGAACAGCCCCCACAUUAUCGGAAAUCAUUGAUCGAGUUCACGGGUUAA
Molecule: messenger RNA, 300 nt
Organism: Perkinsus marinus ATCC 50983
Lineage: Eukaryota; Perkinsozoa; Perkinsida; Perkinsidae
Exons: 3
Coding region: 1-300 (99 amino acids)
Biological process (GO): glucose catabolic process
Molecular function (GO): manganese ion binding
Source: RefSeq, a predicted model, not a curated record